AUGUCCUUGGGGCACGAACUCCGCCCCUACCAUGGUAGCGAGACCCUGGUUGUUCCGCAACCAGUUCCGGCAUGCUCGGCGAUCGGAGGAACACCAAGGCUACGCCACCCCGUGGGCCGCGUCUGGAGGAUUCGUGGAAAGCCCGGCUUCGAGCCAAUGGCUGGGGUUUGCGAGCACGGAAACGGCUUGGUCUCCGGCGUAAUGAGCGUUCUUGGCCUGUUGCAUAUACCACAUGCAGAUGUGCUACCAUGGUACGGUAGUCCGCCCUCGUGCGGGCCCACUCGUCGUACACUCUCCAACAUUAUUCGACGACAAUGCCUAAGCUGGGGGCCCCUGUUGGCACCUGGUCGUGCAGCUCCAGGGCCCGGGGUGAGCCAUGACGGGGGCCACGGUCAACGGGAUAGACUACCGAGACGAUUCCACGACGACAGGCAUACAGGCCGCGGCGCGGAUUGCCAUUUCGGGAUCGGAAGAUGCCAACCAAUCAGUGCGUGGGUUGCGUUUGGUGGCAACGUCAAUGUACAUCCUCUCCAUCCAUAA
Microdochium trichocladiopsis is the source of this 540-nucleotide messenger RNA. RefSeq lists its product as uncharacterized. The record is from RefSeq and is a predicted model, not a curated record. The coding region runs from base 1 to 540 and encodes 179 amino acids. The transcript has a single exon. NCBI's taxonomy places the organism in Eukaryota, Fungi, Ascomycota, Sordariomycetes, Xylariales, Microdochiaceae.